GAGGAACCCGAGGCACUACAGAGGUAGUGUCUCCCACCCGCCCUCUUCCUCUAACCUAAUAAUAAGCAGGACCCGGUGCCUUUCUGUCAGGGAUAAGUUGUUGGGAGUGUCUAUCCAGACGAACUGUGCACUGCAUCUGUCAGUGCUAUAGACAGAAGAGCAGUCUUGGAGAGUGCCGACAAGAGAAGCUCCACAGAACUGAUCAACUGCGUCCACUGGAGUUCAAAAAGGAACAGGGACAACUGAAGGAAACGACCAUCCAAAUACAGUGCUCAGCCCAUCAGUAUGGCAGGACCAGCAGUAGAUUCCCUGGAACUGGCAAAAGCCAGCACCGAGGUUGCAACUGCAAUGGUUGCAGUGAGAAAUACGAUGUCAGUUGUUGAGAGUUUCGAAAAAUUCGCCUCUGCUGCUGGAGCAGUAGGAGCUGUUUUUGGUGUAGCAGCAGCAAUUGUUAAACUUGCUAUGGGUAAUGUGGAGAGUGAGGAGCUGAGAUAUAUGAAGGAGCAGUUCCAGAUAGUCAGGAACCAGCUGGAUGUCAUUUCAGGUCAGAUUCAGCAAGUGCUUCAGGCUAUUGAACAAAGUACAGUUAAUAAUCAGUACUUCCCCAUUGAGGAGAAUCUGAGAAACCAAUUCAGGAAGUACAUGGACAUCCUGAACACAAAACCGGAAUACCGGGAGAAGGAGAAAGAAGAAUUCCUCACACACUUCAAUGAGACUAAAGGUGACCAGAACCUUCACACACUCUAUGAUGCUGUGAUGGGGUAUUCUGCCAUCUUUGGUAAACCCAUUCUGGAAACUGCCAUGGAAUAUGACCAGAGGAACCGGCGUUUGAUGGAAAAACUCUGCUGCAGUCUCAAAGAGCUCUUCUGCAUUGGCCUGAUUGCGCUGGUGGGUCACUCCGCUAUCACUGGGACUGAUGUAGAGGCAUUAAAGAGAGAGUGGAAUGAGAAAAUGGACAAAGUAGAGAAUAAAAUGAAAUCCAUGAUAGAUCGGUGCAUCAAUGAGUUUGCUGAGCAGGCAGAAAUAGAUGUUGAGAAAAUGAUAAAUGAAAAGGGUGGAAGAGAUAACAGUGAAUGUGUAAGUUACAUUCUCAAUGAUUUAACAAAGAAAUAUGACUGGGUUAAAUGGUCUGUACGGGUCUAUAACCCUGUCAGUGGCUUCGGCAGUCACUGUGUCAUUGGCCCCAAUCGGUUUCACUUUUUCAGACACAAUGGGGUUAAUGCUGUUGUCUCCUAUGUAAUUGAUCCAAAACCAAUUAAUGAAAGUCACAUAAAGCAGUUAAUGGAGGGGAAAGAUGGCUGGUCUGAUGCAAAAGCUGUUGCAGAACAUGUGGACAAACACCUUCCCUCUGGGCAUGUUGUACAUGUAGUGAGACGCUACAAUGGUCUGUGGAACCACAGUAACAUUCCUGCAAGUUGUCAUUUCUGGGAAAAUUAUUCUGGUGUCACCCUGUGUGUCCAUUCCACAUAAACAUCCUCCUGAGUUUUCCAGUUCCUCCUCCCCUGAGUUGAUGCUGCUGUGCUUCAGGGCAUGAGGGAUUGAUUUUGGAUACAUUACUUGAUAAUUCAUUGCCACCUAUUUCACCACAAACCAAUGAAUUCUGAAGUUAUUCUCUGAAGUUUGAUUACACAUUUGACCAUUUAUC
Molecule: messenger RNA, 1645 nt
Organism: Hemiscyllium ocellatum (epaulette shark)
Lineage: Eukaryota; Metazoa; Chordata; Chondrichthyes; Orectolobiformes; Hemiscylliidae
Product: protein rapunzel-like
Exons: 4
Coding region: 286-1470 (394 amino acids)
Source: RefSeq, a predicted model, not a curated record